UCCCCUCCCCAGCCCCCAUCCCUGCAGACUCGGUUGUACAAGCUGUCAUGGCGGCCCGGCUGCUAAGUUUGCCUGCUCGCUGCCUUUCAGCGGCAGUGGCGGUACGAAGGCUACCGGCUGCCCGAGUUCGCUGGGAAUCCUCCAGGGCUGUAAUCGCCCCGUCCGCUGUGGAGAGAAAGCGGCAAAAAGAACCGACCAUGCUCUGGCAGGAGGACCCAGAACCCGAGGACGAAAAUGUAUACGCGAAGAACCCAGACUUUCAUGGUUAUGACAGUGACCCAGUGGUGGACGUCUGGAAUAUGCGAGCUGUCUUCUUCUUUGGUUUUUCCAUCGUCCUGGUCUUUGGUACCACCUUUGUGGCUUAUUUGCCUGAUUACAGGAUGGGAGAGUGGGCCCGCCGGGAAGCUGAGAAACUUGUGAAAUACCGAGAAGCCAACGGCCUCCCCAUCAUGGAAUCCAAUUGUUUUGAUCCUGGCAAGAUCCAGUUACCAGAAGAUGACUGAUGAAUUACUGAGCAGCUCUCUUAAAGAAGCACUACUUUGCCCACCCUCUGCCUGUCCUUCUCCUGGUUUCUCAGAACAUUGUAUUAAAGGAAUUGAAAGUA
Acomys russatus (golden spiny mouse) is the source of this 604-nucleotide messenger RNA. It is a transcript of the gene Ndufb11, whose product is annotated as NADH:ubiquinone oxidoreductase subunit B11. The record is from RefSeq and is a predicted model, not a curated record. Bases 48 to 503 code for a protein of 151 amino acids. The transcript is spliced from 3 exons. Lineage: Eukaryota; Metazoa; Chordata; Mammalia; Rodentia; Muridae.